Molecule: messenger RNA, 1402 nt
Organism: Achroia grisella
Lineage: Eukaryota; Metazoa; Arthropoda; Insecta; Lepidoptera; Pyralidae
Gene: Rpt6
Product: 26S proteasome regulatory subunit 8
Exons: 1
Coding region: 114-1322 (402 amino acids)
Biological process (GO): proteasome-mediated ubiquitin-dependent protein catabolic process
Cellular component (GO): proteasome regulatory particle, base subcomplex
Molecular function (GO): proteasome-activating activity; ATP binding; ATP hydrolysis activity
Source: RefSeq, a predicted model, not a curated record
UCGUGAUUCGUAAAAUAUUACUUGUCGUUUUGUGUCGGUUUAUUUAUUGAUUUCAUUAAUUUUGCUGAAGAAAACAGUAUUUAUUAAAUUAAUGCGAACAACAAACUACCAAAAUGACAGUAACUAAAAUGGAAAUAGACCCAGUUAAGGGCGAUGGUUUCCGUCCCUACUACAUAACAAAGAUCGAAGAACUUCAGUUAAUUGUGGCAGAGAAGUCCCAAAAUCUCCGGCGUCUGCAGGCUCAGCGCAAUGAACUCAACGCGAAAGUGCGUAUGUUGCGUGAAGAAUUACAACUUCUACAGGAGCAGGGGUCGUACGUCGGCGAAGUUGUGAAACCAAUGGAUAAAAAGAAGGUCCUUGUGAAAGUACACCCAGAAGGCAAGUUUGUUGUAGAUUUAGACAAAAACGUAGAUAUUAACGAUGUUACCGCCAACUGCCGUGUUGCAUUGCGCAAUGAGAGUUACACGCUUCAUAAAAUCCUGCCAAACAAGGUCGAUCCUUUAGUAUCACUUAUGAUGGUCGAGAAGGUGCCGGAUUCUACUUACGAGAUGGUCGGUGGCUUGGAUAAGCAGAUUAAGGAAAUCAAAGAGGUGAUUGAACUGCCUGUAAAACACCCUGAGCUGUUCGAUGCAUUGGGUAUAGCUCAACCCAAAGGUGUGCUUUUGUAUGGCCCUCCUGGUACUGGUAAGACGCUCUUAGCGCGUGCUGUAGCUCACCAUACUGAGUGCACAUUCAUCAGAGUGUCAGGUUCUGAGCUAGUACAGAAAUUCAUUGGUGAAGGAAGUCGCAUGGUCCGAGAGUUGUUCGUAAUGGCUCGAGAGCAUGCUCCCUCUAUCAUCUUUAUGGACGAGAUUGAUUCCAUUGGUUCGUCACGUAUAGAAUCAGGAAGUGGUGGAGAUUCAGAGGUACAAAGAACCAUGUUGGAGUUACUGAAUCAGUUAGAUGGGUUUGAAGCCACAAAGAACAUUAAAGUCAUCAUGGCUACAAAUAGAAUUGAUAUUCUUGACCCUGCGUUACUGAGGCCUGGACGUAUUGACAGGAAGAUAGAGUUCCCACCACCAAACGAAGAGGCCAGGUUGGACAUCCUAAAAAUUCAUUCUCGCAAAAUGAACUUGACUAGAGGCAUCAAUCUGCGUAAGAUUGCAGAGUUAAUGCCUGGUGCUUCUGGUGCUGAAGUUAAGGGUGUAUGCACAGAGGCCGGUAUGUACGCACUGAGGGAACGCAGAGUGCAUGUUACACAAGAGGACUUUGAAAUGGCUGUGGCUAAAGUAAUGCAGAAGGACUCUGAGAAGAACAUGUCUAUCAAGAAACUGUGGAAGUAAAUUAUUCACUAAUCAUUACUUAUAUUUGUCUUUUAUCUCUAUAGGAAAAUAUAAUAUACAUUUAAUUCUUUUUAAUUGCA